AUGGCCGCCCAAGCCAAUGUCGCCGACACCAUCAAGCAGCUGAAUGCUGCCCGGAACCUNGCACUCGCCGAUCCUGCCCUCUACCCUCAAGUCGUUCCUGGCCUCCUUCGAAUCGUGGGCGCCGAUGCCAUCCUCGAGUUGAGAAGAUGGGGCGCCGACUUCUUCGCAGAAACCUUCGCAUCCCCAGUCCUUGCUCAGGAGCACAAGCAGAACUUGGCUCUACAGGUUCUGGACACUCUCAAGGCCUUUCUCGAACGCCCGAACGAAGACACUGCCGUAAUCAAGAGCGUUGUCCAAGCAGCUGCAAGCAUCUANCCCUUUGUCUUCCGCCAUAUCGUAGCCAACCCUCAUGACGCCUCACCAUGGCAGAAGAUGGCUGCUAUCAAGUCGAGCAUUCUGCGCAGGAUGCACAACGCUCCUCCGGGUAUUCAUAUAUGCUCAGUCAAGUUUAUCCAAAGAGUGGUUCAGGUCCAGACUCCGGGUUUGAUCGCAGAUCCAAGGCGUCCUGAGCAGAACGAGAUUUCUCUUGCUCUGGUCCCUCGCGAUCAUCCCAUCAUGUCUCCUUCGACAUUGGAGGCUGAAGCCUUGGGUCUGCUCGACAGAUUAUUAGGCGUGUUGCAGGACAACAGCACCGACGCGUUGCUUGUAACCGCUACCUUGAACAGUCUUGGAUCUCUGGUCAAAAGCCGUCCUUCUGUCGCCAACAAGAUCAUCUCCACCGUUCUCAACUACAAUCCUUUCAAACUCGCUACCACGACACCUGUCUCGCCGACCCACAAAGUCAUGAUCAGAUCUAUGACACGAACGACAACUGCUUUCCUGCUGAAUAUCAUCAAGAAGAACCCCAACCAUCCUCUCGCUGGCCGCAUCCAACAAUGCAUCGAGAGACUUAGACACACGCUCGUAGAUGUGUUCGAUGAGUCAAGCCGUAAAAGGGCAGCACCCGCUGAACCUACUGACGGUCUGUCCGAGGCGAAGCGACAGCGUCUUAAUGCGCAAAUGCCGCAGCCCAGUCCCCCUACUUCUCAGAUUCCACCCCUGCCACAGGGACCUGUUAGUCUUGCCCAGCUCUUUACCCUCACGCAUGACCAAGGGUUGAGGAACUUUGAUGUAAACGUGAUCCCUUCCAACGUCGUUUUGAGCAUUGUGGCACCAUUAUUGAAGUCCAUAGAUAAGGUCAAAAUGGACGCUGCUAUCAACGCUGUUCAGGCGAGAUACUUGUCCUUGGCUGCAAGACCUGCUACUGCUUCAAGUGCCGCUCGUGCGGUGACGGGCUCUGGUCCCGUCCAGGCUGAAGAAGACGAAGACUACGAACCCGGCGUUGAAAGUACCGACCAAAUUACCAACAACCUUGAUCAAGCCCCUGAAUCGGACAGAGCUCCGGUGUCUCUGGGACCAUUCAAUCUGCCUCCGCCACCGCCACUGACUACAGAACAGACUGUAGAGUACAGCAAAGGGGCCGUCAACCGCGUUUUCGGUACGCUAACCACGAUGGAUCAGUCUGCGUCGAGCAAAACACAGAAACCCGGCUUCAAUCGUCUGGCAGCAACCAACCACGAUCGGGAUGCUUGGAUUACCCUUAUCACUCGUCUUGCCACACGCGCUCCUGCCGGACUUGACGAAAACAAGCUCAAAUCAGAGUCGGCGAGCUUGUCGAGGGGCAGCUUCUCACUGAACGACGCUAUUCGAGACUCGUUGUACUUGUACGUCGUCGAUGACUUCCGAAAGCGUAUUGAUGUCGGUAUCUCUUGGCUCAACGAGGAAUGGUAUAACGAUCGCAUACAAACACAGCAGAACGAGGAGGCAGAGUAUAUUUCGGAGCAUUAUGAGAAGUGGAUGCUCAAGAUCCUCGACGGAAUUGUACCGUUCUUGGACGCCAAGGACAAACUUCUCAUCAGAUUCCUUUCAGAGAUUCCCAGCAUUAAUCAAGAUGUUCUUAAGCGGGUGGUCAGGCUUGCAAAGGAUCCAGAAAGAGUGCAACUUGCGGUUCAAGCGCUACACUAUCUGAUUCUGCUUCGACCUCCAGCAAGAGAAAUGGCACUCGAUGCCUUGGAAGACCUCUACAAGAACUAUGAUGAAUCGCGGCCACUGGUGACGAAAAUCAUGCCCAAAUUCCGACCAGAAGCCUUUCAAAAACUACAAGAAGCAGUGGCGACCUAG
Aureobasidium uvarum is the source of this 2160-nucleotide messenger RNA. The record is from the annotation of a GenBank genome assembly. Lineage: Eukaryota; Fungi; Ascomycota; Dothideomycetes; Dothideales; Saccotheciaceae.